Messenger RNA from Megachile rotundata (alfalfa leafcutting bee), 4963 nucleotides. RefSeq names its product Eag-like K[+] channel (gene Elk). NCBI's taxonomy places the organism in Eukaryota, Metazoa, Arthropoda, Insecta, Hymenoptera, Megachilidae. Gene Ontology annotation, cellular component: plasma membrane. The record is from RefSeq and is a predicted model, not a curated record. Gene Ontology annotation, biological process: regulation of membrane potential; potassium ion transmembrane transport. Gene Ontology annotation, molecular function: voltage-gated potassium channel activity.
CGUUAAAUCGAUUGUUAGAUUCCAGUACCCUUUGGAAAUAAUCGUGGAAGACGAUGCAGCAAGAUGUUUGAUCCUCGUUCAAAGUCUUGACCCUGUUUUUCAGCGGCCGCGGUACACACGCGUUUGGAAACGAUCAGGGCGCGUGCGUAUGCGGGUUACACGGUUUGCGUUAGUGUGUACUUAUCAGCGUAGAACGACGUGUGUGCAUGCACAUAGAGGGAAACGUGGGUGUAUGAGUGUAUACCUUCAACGGUUUACCACAUGUUGCGCCUUGGUGCGCGGAGCGCAAGUCAGCCAGGAGCCCGGGCCAUCAGGAUAGACAGAAUCUCUCCCCUCGGCUCGGUCAGUUACGCGAGUACCAGCAAACGUUCCGCGUGUCUUCCGUUUUCUUCGCCGAUGUCGCGAUAAAGCCUCGCUAUCUAUCGUAACGGGACGAAUUAAUCGUUUUUUAACGUGUUCAGUGCGAAAUUGUGAAGCACCCGAGCCGAAGAAUAGGGAAAUACGGUGCAGUGCUGCCGAGACGAUGCGUACGAUGCUCUGCCAGUGAGCUGGAACUUUUUUCUCGAUAAGAUUUUAGCGCCUGACAGCGCGGCGGGGUGGCCCCAAUGCCGGUCAGGAAGGGCCUCCUCGCCCCACAAAAUACAUUCUUAGAUACUAUCGCCACACGUUUCGAUGGAACCCACAGCAACUUUGUGCUGGGAAAUGCGCAGGUUCCGACGAUCUACCCGAUCGUUUAUUGCUCGGAUGGUUUCUGCGAGCUGACAGGAUUCGCGCGAGCGCAAAUCAUGCAGAAAGGUUGCGCUUGCAAGUUCCUGUACGGCCCGGAAACGAAAGAGGAGGAAAGGGCAAUGAUCGACAAGAGCCUCGAGAGCAAGACGGAACUGAAAAUGGAAGUUGUGUUUUAUAAGAAGAACGGAAGUCCAUUCGAUUGUUUGCUCGAUAUUGUUCCGAUCAAGAACGAAAAAGGCGACGUCGUUCUGUUCUUGGCUUCCCACAAGGACAUCACCCACACGAAGAAUCUUCAGCUGUGUGAGUUGCCCGAUAGUGACGCAAACGGCGGGCUCGAUCCGGAGGCACCGCCGGCUAAUUACGGCAGGAGAAGAAGUCGCGCCGUCCUUUAUCAAUUAUCAGGCCAUUACAAACAGGACAAUAAGCACAAAAUUAAAUUGAGCAAUAAUCUUCUGCAUACCACUGCGCCACCUUUACCAGAGUAUAAAACAACGGGAAUAAAAAAAUCUCAAUUUAUUCUGAGUCACUACGGUGGUUUCAAAUCUUGCUGGGAUUGGUUGAUACUCCUCGCAACCUUUUACGUGGCGAUCGUCGUUCCUUUUAACGCGAGCUUCAUUAACAUCGACAGGCCUACCAUGGUCAGCGACGUUGUCGUCGAGGUCCUUUUUAUAAUCGAUAUCGUUCUGAAUUUUCGAACAACGUACGUAAGCAGGAAAGGAGAAGUCGUCAGCAACAGCAAAAGCAUUGCCGUAAAUUACGUGAAGGGCUGGUUUUUCGUCGAUUUGGUCGCCGCUUUACCCUUUGAUUUUCUUUACGCCUCCGACGUUUAUAGCGGCGAGGAAUCGGGACACGGUAAUAUUCAUUUAGUAAAAUUAACGCGAUUACUGAGGCUAGCGCGAUUGCUGCAGAAGAUGGACAGAUAUUCGCAGUACAGCGCCGUGAUUUUGACUAUGCUGAUGCUAUUUUUUAUCCUGGUGGCACAUUGGUUGGCUUGCAUUUGGUUCGUUAUCGCGGAAAAGGAGAGAUUAAGAAACGAUAACGAAUGGGAUCUCGGUUGGAUUCACACGUUGGCUGAGAGAUUAAAAAUUUCCGUGAAUAACGUAACGCACGCGGAAAGCUACAUCACGGCACUGUAUUUCACUUGCAGCAGUUUGACGUCGGUAGGAUUUGGAAACGUUUCGGCCAACACGUUUUCCGAGAAAUUCUUCUCGAUUUGCACGAUGCUGAUCGGCGCUCUGAUGCAUGCCGUGGUGUUCGGUAACGUGACGGCGAUUAUUCAAAGAAUUUACUCUAGAAGAUCGCUGUAUCAAACAAAAUUACGGGAUCUCAAGGAUUUUUUCGUGCUGCAUCAGAUCCCGGAGGAACUGAAACAACGUAUGCAAGACUAUUUCCAAACUAUGUGGUCCCUCAAUCACGGUAUCGAUAUACACGAGACCCUGAAACAAUUUCCCGAGGAACUCAGGGGAGACGUUUCGAUGCACCUACAUCGCGAGAUAUUGAAUUUACCGAUAUUCGAAGCUGCUUCUCAGGGUUGUCUCAAACUACUUUCCCUCCGAAUUCGAAAUAAUUUUUGUGCCCCUGGCGAGUUUUUGGUUCACAAGGGAGACGCGCUAUCGUACAUCUACUAUCUGUGCAACGGGUCUAUGGAGGUCGUGCAAAACAACAUGGUCGUAGCGAUCUUAGGAAAAGGUGAUCUUGUGGGCUGUGACAUAAACGUUCACCUGCAGCACAGCAGUAACGGGGGUGGAACCGGUGGUUCGGGAUCCGAUGUCGUGGUCAAAUCGAGUUGCGACGUGAAAGCGUUAACCUACUGCGAUUUAAAGUGCAUAAACAUGCACGGUCUAGUGGAAGUGCUUCGAUUGUAUCCCGAGUAUCAGCAUGAAUUCGCCAACGAUAUACAACACGAUCUUACUUACAACUUGCGGGAGGGAUACGAGGCCGAGCAAGAGUCAGAUAUGAACGGACCAUCGUUAACGCUACCGUCGAUCAGCGAAGACGACGAAAACGUGCCUGACGAGGGGGAGACCUCGCCUUUAUCGCCACCGAACAAGUCGCCUUUGCACGCGUCAUCUAGUCCGAGACACGCUAAAUUCAGGGACGAUUAUCGAGAAACGAGAAGACACGGAAGGGGAGUUCUGGUGAGGGGAAGAGCGGCUCAAGUGAUCGCUCAAGAAUCGGUGGAGGAUCAUAUUCGCGGAUCGGUAGAAAGACUCGAUACGCAAUUUUCUACGUUACAUCAAGACGUCGCUACGCUUAGCUGCGAGGUCAGAAACGCCAUCCAAGCACUGCAAAUACUAGCCUGUUCGCCACAAAGUAAUCCGAAUUUACCAACCCCCGCGAGCCGAGGGAGCGGCGUUUUGGCGAGAAGUUCGUCGCAUCCGCCGGAUGCUUUAUGCUGGGAUCCUCCAGCGAGAGUGUCCGACGCGUCCACGCAAACGGAUUGGCCUGUCGAUUUGUUCGAGUCCUGGGUCCGAGCAAAUCCUCAAAGAGUCCUGAGGAUCCUCGAACUCGAACCAGACACCCUGUCGAGGCAACCCCCGUCUCCGUCUUCUCCUCCUCCGCCGCCGUACGAACCCCUGUCACCCGUGGUGGGAACUCCACCCCGAUCGCCGUCGCCAACCCCGUCUCAAGGUAACGAUAAUUUCGUGUACGGCGAUAAUCACGGAGAACGACACAUUCCUCGUUUGUACAAACCGACGAAUUCUAGCUGUGAUCCGGAUAACAAAUUGUCGCAUCGAUUUAGCGCCGGUGACGCCGAUAAUGCGGCUUUGUAUCAAGGGUUCAGCGCUAUGCGUCGACUUCCAGAAUCACGCUCCUUGAAAUUUGAUCCCUUUGAUAGCUGAACAUUUCCAAUAAACAUAUCAGGGUUAUCAGCCUUAGAGCACACCCAAGAAAUAGAGAAUUCGUAGGUGCACGAUAAUCGAAACAAAGCGAAACGCGGAUGUGAUGGCUUAAAAUGGAGAACAACCAAAUACGAGACCCGUCGUUUCGGGUUUUCGGUUUCAUUCGUCGAUUCUUGCGUUGAUCGCGUUUGUGGCGUCUGUUCAUUUUUUAUACAUGGUACUUGCCGCCACUUGAAUUCUAUUGUUAGUUACGAACCGGUACCUAUUGGUUUUGUAUUCACAGCGUUGUUGAAUUUUCUAUCGGUGACUCGAUUACGACUGAUCGAUCGACUAAUUUUUCGUCCGAAACGCACUUUCCAAUUGAACCUUCCGAAUAUCGGCGACUAAAGUUUCUCCGACCAUCGCAAAAUUUGUCCAAAAUUCUCAACAGCUCAUCUUCCGCGAGCAUCUUGUCGAAUCAGCAGAGAAACGUUUAAGAUAACCCGACGGUAACUUCACUCGAAUUACAAAAGACUUUACAGAUAUCACGGAAGGAAAUUUUAAACUUUAGCGUAGCAAUAACGUGCACAAGAAGUUUCGAUGUAUCCUAUAACGUCCAAGUUAGAUAGUAGUUACGGUAAAGUAGCCAUCGUUCGAGCAUUUACUAUAAACACAUGGUUGAUUUCAACAAAUCAUCCGAUCGAUUCGAAAUGAAUGUAUCAUAGAAAAAUUGUAUCGCGCGGGUGUGUAUCCAAUUGUAAGUAUCACUUGAAUGGAUUCAAUGUAAAUAGCGUAUCGCUAUCGAAAAUAUGUGAUAAGGCACGGCUUUGGCCAUGCACGAUAAUUAUAUUCGUUCAUCUUUCAUCGUCAUUUGUGAAACGCUUGUGUCGGUAACGGAAGUUGCCCGUGUAAUCGUGAAAUCUAGUACCUAUAGAUUAAUAGCCCUGUACGUGUAUCUAUACGUUUCGUAUAGAGAAAAGAUUGGUGCAAUUUACGCAAUACGAAUGUCUCGAGAAAACAAUCAUUACAUUGGACGAAUAAUAUUACUAUUGAAAGACCAACAAUCGCACUCGUGUCUAGUACAUAGUGGAAACCUUACGAUAGACGAAACAUUUACAUGUAUUAAUAACGUCGUCAUUUCACAAAUGUCAAUGAAAGCAGCUGUUUUAUAAAUAUUUCAUAUAUUUUGUUAUACUAUUUCUAUGCUCCUCACCUUAUAAUUCAAGCUAAACGUAUUGUAAUAUUAUCUACUCAACCUAUCUCACGUAUUCUACUACUUUUUACACUCUUCGAGUAACUUACGAAAGAGAAAUGUUCGUCAUUUCAACGUGUAUAGAAAUGUCAGCAUGCACAAAGAAAAUGGAACGCGUAUGGUCUUAAAGUUGACGAAUUUCCGAAAAUGUUCAAAGAUG